AUGGAAGAUCCUAAUACUAGAAUGUCCAAACACCGUAAAAUUGCGGUUAUGGGUGCGAGAAAUGUUGGUAAAAGCUCACUAACUGUUCAGUUCGUUGAGUCACGGUUUGUCGAAUCCUACUAUCCUACCAUCGAGAACCAAUUCACCAAGCAGGUGGUACUAGGGAAAACCGCUUACACUCUCGAAAUAUGCGACACAGCCGGUCAGGACGAAUUUUCGCUCAUCAACACGAAAUCGCUGAUGGGAGUUAAGGGCGUAGCGAUCGUAUACAGCUGUGUGAAUCGGGCAAGCUUCGAAAUUGUGGAGUUGAUACGUGACAAGAUCCUAGACCAGCUGGGUCUUGAUAAUGUUCCAACAGUAAUAGUUGCCAAUAAGAUAGACCUUAGGGACUCUGGGAUAAAUGGCGGCAGGGUUGACUCUCGUGAGGGAGCGGAGCUGGCAGCGCGCCUCGGAGCGGGCUUCGUGGAAUGCAGUGCCAAGCUGAAUAUAGGCGUUGAAGACGCCGUACUCCAGCUACUCAAGCGCAUUGAGGGCAUCGAUGGCGACCUUUCAGACGCAUCCAAAUGCAGUAUCAUGUGA
This is a messenger RNA of Lachancea thermotolerans CBS 6340, 579 nucleotides long. It is a transcript of the gene RHB1, whose product is annotated as putative GTPase RHB1. The record is from RefSeq and is a predicted model, not a curated record. Gene Ontology annotation, molecular function: GDP binding; GTP binding; GTPase activity. NCBI's taxonomy places the organism in Eukaryota, Fungi, Ascomycota, Saccharomycetes, Saccharomycetales, Saccharomycetaceae. Bases 1 to 579 code for a protein of 192 amino acids. Gene Ontology annotation, biological process: small GTPase-mediated signal transduction. The transcript has a single exon. Gene Ontology annotation, cellular component: plasma membrane.